AUACUGAGUGUCUUCGUUAUUCUUGGUAUUCUUCUGUUUAUAGUCCUCACCUUUUUCACCUCACCACACGUUUUCAAGUCAAGCUGGCAGCCGUAUAUGGUGUCAUUUCUUUAUCCACUCUUUGCCUUUGCACUUGGUUACACAAUACCAAUUUUACUGAAAUUUAAUAGUGCUCAGGCCCGAACCGUUGCAUUUGAGACUGGUAUACAAAAUAGCGCCCUCGCUCUCAGUAUAAUCAAUCUGUUAAUUAUACAAGGCAAUGAUGUUAAGGAGAUGAUGAUAGUACCAACGCUACAUGCUGUAAUGACUGUUAUAGAAUCAUUCACCAUUGUUGGCAUCUAUUGGGCUUAUAAAAAACUGAAAGCCAAACAACAAUUACAAUCAGUCUGUGUUGAUGAUGAAAAAGGUGAAACAAAAUCAAUUCAGCAUAGUCAGCAUGAAUUGAAUAAAGUGAGUGGGAUUGAAAAUAUUUCCAUGGUUACAGGAGAUGAAAAAUCUACCAACACAGGUGAAUAA
This is a messenger RNA of Saccoglossus kowalevskii, 516 nucleotides long. RefSeq names its product ileal sodium/bile acid cotransporter-like. The record is from RefSeq and is a predicted model, not a curated record. Gene Ontology annotation, biological process: bile acid and bile salt transport. Gene Ontology annotation, molecular function: bile acid:sodium symporter activity. Gene Ontology annotation, cellular component: membrane. NCBI's taxonomy places the organism in Eukaryota, Metazoa, Hemichordata, Enteropneusta, Harrimaniidae.